Messenger RNA from Trifolium pratense (red clover), 3312 nucleotides. Its product is annotated as ABC transporter G family member 28. Bases 1 to 3312 code for a protein of 1103 amino acids. The record is from RefSeq and is a predicted model, not a curated record. Lineage: Eukaryota; Viridiplantae; Streptophyta; Magnoliopsida; Fabales; Fabaceae. The transcript has 14 exons. Gene Ontology annotation, molecular function: ABC-type transporter activity; ATP hydrolysis activity; ATP binding.
AUGAACAAAAGAGAUAAAAUUAAGAAACAUGAUUUUGUUGUUACAAUAAUUGUUGUAUUGUUCAUUUGCACUCUUGGACCACAACUAGUUUCUUGUCAGAAAAAUACAGGUGAUGGUGGUUCAAGUGGUACCGGUCUUGAGGAUAUAGUCGCGAAAGAAAUGUAUCGCGGCUUAUCCAGUUAUACAAAUGUUUUCAAAGCUACAAUUAAAAAAGAGUUGGGUUAUUGCAUAGUUGAUGUGGAUGCUGAUUGGGAUGGUGCCUUUAAUUUCACCAAAGAUCUCACAUUUUUGUCCAUGUGUGCCCAAGAAAUGAAAGGAGAUAUUUCACAAAGGAUGUGCACAUCAGGAGAAAUAGAAGCCUAUGCCAGAAGUUUUGCUGCAGGAGACAAGUCUGCAGGCUCUGGAAGAACCAAAGCAAACUUUUUGAAGCCAAACAAAAACUGUAAUUUGAGUUCUUGGGUUAAUGGAUGUGAACCUGGUUGGGGCUGUAAAGCUAAUGAUAAAGUUGAUGUUAAUAAUCAAAAGAAGGAAAUACCUGUUAGAUCUGUUGAUUGCAAACCUUGUUGUGAAGGUUUCUUUUGUCCUCGCGGCAUCACCUGCAUGAUUCCUUGUCCUUUGGGAUCUUAUUGUCCGCGUGGGGAACUAAAUAAAACUAGUGGAAUAUGUGCACCAUAUCGUUAUCAGUUACCUCCUGGAAAAGCUAACCAUAGCUGUGGAGGAGCAGAUAUUUGGGCUGACAUUACCAGUAGUAGCGAGGUAUUCUGUUCAGCAGGAUCAUAUUGUCCAUCUACAAUCGUAAAAAAUCCUUGCAGUAGAGGGUAUUACUGCAGAACAGGUUCUACAGCUCAAGAGAGAUGUUUCAAGCUAGCAAGUUGUGAGCCGAAAUCUGCAAAUCAAAAUAUUACUGCAUAUGGUCUCCUGGUUUUUGCCGGCUUGUGUUUUAUGCUGAUUAUCAUAUACAACUGUUCUGAUCAAGUUCUCGCAACUCGAGAAAGAAGACAAGCAAAAUCAAGAGAAAGAGCUGCUGCAAGUGUAAGAGAAACACAAGCGCGCGAAAAAUGGAAAUCUGCAAAAGACAUUGCUAAGAAGCAUGCUACAGGACUACAAUCACAAUUAUCGCGUACAUUUUCGCGCAAAAAAACAAAUAAAAUGCCAGAUUUCAAAGGUGCGUUACCACCUAUGGGAGCUGGGGCAAAAGCAAAGAAAAAGGAUAAAAACGACCUCUCAAAAAUAAUAAAUGAUAUUGAGCAAGAUCCUGAUAGUCAAGAAGGGUUCAAUGUGCAAAUCGGAGAUAAAAAUGUGAAAAAACAAGCACCAAGGGGUAAGGCUUUGCAUACUCAGAGUCAAAUUUUCAAGUAUGCAUAUGGUCAGAUUGAAAAAGAAAAGGCAAUGCAGGAACAAAAUAAGAACUUAACAUUUUCCGGAGUGAUUUCAAUGGCUAGUGACAUUGAUAUAAGGAAAAGGCCUACAAUUGAGGUUGCUUUUAAAGACUUAACACUCACUUUGAAAGGGAAAAACAAACAUCUAUUGAGAUGUGUGACUGGUAAGUUACAUCCCGGUCGAGUUUCUGCUGUCAUGGGUCCGUCUGGGGCUGGUAAAACAACAUUUCUUUCUGCUUUAACUGGAAAAGCAGCUGGAUGCCACACAACUGGUCAAGUUCUUGUAAAUGGUCAGGAAUCUUCUAUUCGAUCAUUCAAGAGGAUCAUUGGCUUUGUUCCACAAGAUGAUAUCGUCCAUGGCAAUUUGACAGUGGAGGAGAAUCUGUGGUUUAGUGCCAGAUGCAGACUCUCGGCCGAUCUACCAAAAGAAGAGAAAGUGUUAGUGGUUGAAAGAGUCAUUGAAUCUUUGGGUCUUCAGGCAAUAAGGGAUUCUUUGGUUGGGACAGUGGAGCAACGAGGAAUAUCUGGCGGUCAAAGGAAGAGAGUAAACGUUGGACUAGAAAUGGUUAUGGAACCUUCCCUUCUAAUUUUGGAUGAACCUACAUCUGGUUUGGACAGUUCAUCUUCUCAAUUACUGCUUAGAGCACUUAGACGCGAGGCUCUUGAAGGCGUAAACAUAUGUAUGGUCCUUCACCAACCGAGCUACACAUUGUUCAAGAUGUUUGAUGAUUUUAUACUGCUUGCUAAAGGAGGCCUUACAGUGUAUCAUGGACCUGUUAACAAAGUGGAAGAGUACUUCUCUGGGAUGGGGAUUGUAGUCCCUGACCGCGUAAACCCUCCAGAUUACUACAUUGACAUUUUAGAAGGAAUAUUAAAACCAAGUGCAAGCUCAGGAGUGACGCAUAAACAACUACCAGUUAGAUGGAUGCUUCAUAAUGGAUAUCCUGUGCCUAUGGAUAUGCUGCAACUUAUAGAAGGAAUGUCAACUCCAAGUGGUACCAUUCCAACACAAGGAGGACGUAACCCGAAUGCAAAGCUUACUGCCGCGCCUUCUUUUGCCGGAGAACUUUGGCAGGAUGUGAAGUGCAACGUUGAGAUGAAGAGAGACAACCUUCAACUCAAUUUCUUAGCUUCAAAUGAUUUGUCCAAUAGGAAUACACCCGGAUCUUUCCAACAAUACAAAUACUUUCUUGGAAGAGUUGGUAAGCAGCGGUUGCGAGAAGCUAGAACACAAGCUGUAGAUUUUCUGAUUCUGUUGCUAGCUGGUGUUUGCUUAGGAACACUUGCCAAAGUGAGCGAUGAAUCAUUUGGAGCAACUGGUUAUACAUACACCGUAAUUGCAGUAUCACUCCUUUCCAAGAUUGCAGCUUUGAGAUCGUUCUCAUUAGAUAAGUUGCAUUACUGGAGAGAAAGCGCUUCAGGGAUGAGUAGCCUUGCUUACUUUCUCUCAAAAGAUACAGUUGACCAUUUCAGUACACUUAUCAAGCCUCUAGUUUAUCUCUCCAUGUUCUAUUUCUUCAACAAUCCAAGAUCAUCUUUCACAGAUAACUACUUUGUUCUACUAUGUUUGGUGUAUUGUGUCACCGGCAUUGCUUAUGUGUUGGCAAUCUUCCUUGAACCAGGUCCAGCCCAGCUGUGGUCGGUGUUACUACCGGUAGUUUUGACUCUCCUAGCAACUUAUGAAAAUGAAGAGGAUAGCACUUAUGUUGCUUUCCUAUCCGAUUUGUGCUACACCAAAUGGGCUCUUGAAGCAUUUGUUAUAUCAAAUGCUAAAAGAUAUUCUGGUGUUUGGCUAAUAAGCCGAUGUGGUGCACUCAACUCAUACGGCUAUGAUCUCAAACAUUGGUACCAAUGUUUAGGACUCCUUGUUGUGACAGGAAUAAUUAGCCGCAUGCUUGCAUUUUUUUGUAUGAUAACCUUCCAGAAGAAAUAG